This is a messenger RNA of Tachyglossus aculeatus (Australian echidna), 2600 nucleotides long. It is a transcript of the gene FNDC7, whose product is annotated as fibronectin type III domain containing 7. Bases 6 to 2204 code for a protein of 732 amino acids. The transcript is spliced from 13 exons. Gene Ontology annotation, molecular function: protein binding. NCBI's taxonomy places the organism in Eukaryota, Metazoa, Chordata, Mammalia, Monotremata, Tachyglossidae. The record is from RefSeq and is a predicted model, not a curated record.
ACAGGAUGGGUGGGAAACUUGGGAAAUCAUUGUCUUUUCUCGGAUUCAGUCUCCUCUGCUUUAAAAUGAUUGCUUCAGCUGCCACAGCUCCCGAAAUCCCCACUAUUGAUCGGGCAUAUUCAAAACUUAGCAACAGCAUCACUGUGGAAUGGGCAGCAGUUCCGGGGGCCGCUAAUUAUCUCCUCACGGCGCAGGAUGGGGAGUCAUUCAUCGAAGCUCUGGUCACUCAUUCCCCGGGCACAGUUACGGGCCUGAAGGCAGCGACCGUGUACAAAAUCACCGUCAGAUCCAUCAGUGCUGGCGGACGAAGCCAAGCAUCUCCUUCAAAGAAGGCAAAGACAGUUUUGGCUGCCCCUGCUGUUGCUGCACAUUCUACAAAUUCCGACUCUCUUCUGGUACAGUGGGAAGCUGUAAAUAUGGCGGUCGGAUUCUCCUUGUCCGUCGUUCGAUCCGACGGGCUGGGUAAAAUGUUGAAAAGAAACACCACGGACACUUCCUUGCUAUUCACCGGCCUAGAUGCCGGGACCCUCUAUACCAUAACAGCGUAUGCGUGGGAUGCUGAUGGAGUCCCAGGAGAUGAUGCCACCUAUAAUCAGAGAACAAGUCCUCACGCUCCCGCAGACAUUCAAGUGGAUUUUGAUGGCGGAGAACUGACGGCUUGUGUUUCUUGGACACCGACAGAAGGAACCGCCCGGUACACUGUGAUGGCUUCCGGAGGAGCGGUGAUGCUGAACUGCAGCACAUCCUCCACCUCCUGCUCCAUUUCUUCCCUCCAGUGUGGAGCGGAGUACUUGAUUUCGGCACUCGCAAGUAACGACGCUGGCUCUAGUACACCCGCUAAAGCUGUGGCCUUAAAAACUGUUGCGUGUGCACCCAGAAACGUAGUAAUUCGAGAAGACAGCCCCGGCCGCCUGUCUGUGUCAUGGUCUAACGUGGACUUCGGGGAUUACUUCGUGGCCUUUGUGAAAAGUGACGAUGGUUUGGAAGCGCACUGCAACACAUCACACACCCACUGCGAUUUCCCAGCCGAGUGCGGUUUCACUUACUUCAUCAGCGUCUUUGCCUAUAACGAGGCGGGCCAGAGCCCUCUGGGUCAUGUGUUCAACUACACCACCGCACCAUGUUGCCCGAGUGACUUUAAUCCGGUGUUCGUGUCCAGCGAUACAGCUGAGAUCGUCUGGUCUCCGGUCCGUGGUGCCGAAAUGUACGAAACGAAAGCUGUUGAUGGGAGCAGUGUGGUGCAGUGUAAGGACACUGCCGCAGCCUGCACCCUUUCUACCUUGCAGUGCGACACCAAAUACACCAUCACUGUCUACUCUUUCAGUGAAAUCAGAGGGAGCAACACAUCAUGUGCCUCCAAAUCCAUAACAACAGCUCCCUGUCGUCCCGAAAUUAAAAACGUUUCGAAGGACACCUCCAAAGUUAACGUGCACUGGCUCUCCACUAACAAGGAAGCAACCUACACCGCGAUGGCCAGCGGGCCCGUGGGGCUGUACAACUGCACCGGCAUGGGGAAGUCCUGCACCAUAACCGACCUUCCUUGCGGAUCAGUCUUCUCCGUCAGUGUGGUGGCCAAAACAGGAGCCGGACAGAGUUUACCCAGCUACAGUGUGCCUUUGGAGACAGCUCCUUGUUGCCCAGUUGACCUGACAGUAACUCAAGUCACCCAAUCUGUAGCCAACAUCAGCUGGACUGUCGGGAUUGGGGCACAGACCUAUAUGACAAUUCUGGAAUCUCUCAGAGGCCAAUCCAGAUGUCACACUCUUCAACAUCACUGCCAACUGGGAGGUAUUUCUUGUGGGACCAACUACACUGUGGCACUGAAAGCAAUUAGUGCUACAGGCAUGACUUCCAACUGCACCUAUCAGAGUUAUUCCUCCAGUGCUUGCUGUCCCUCGGGAAUGAAGUUACAUAGACUGAACAACAACGGCAUUCGGCUCUAUUGGCGUGCCUCUGAAGGGUUAGGAAACUUCAGCACACAUCUCUAUGGAUCAAAAGGCAUUUUUCCUUGCGCCCCAAAUUCCAGUUUCAGUUAUUGUGAUGUCGUGGAGAUACCCUGCGGAGAUGUCUACACAGUUGUGAUCUCUCCAGUUGCUGACUCAAAUCUGCAAUUCACAUUCUGCCCUAAGAGGAUAUAUUCAGUAACCUGUUCCGGAAGUUCUGUUGGAAUGGUGAUUUACAGAGGAAAGAGGAAUGCGGAAUGACCCACUGAAUUCUGGAAGGAAACCAAUUCAAACGAAAUUGAAGAUGCGGAGUGGAAAAGACCAUUGGGGGAACCAACUCUAGGGAAUAUAGUUUAAUUCACCCUCUCCGUUCUUUUCUGAAAUACUUCAAAUUUUCAGUUAGCAAGUCGGAGCCCUUUUAUCUAGGUAUGCAAUCUAGUGCUCCCUGUUAAAUGAGGAUUAUUUGGACACCUGAGGGCCAGGCACAGAUUGGAUACCUCAGCUAAUAGAAUGGAUGGAUGGAUGUUUGGCAUUUCAUUCUGUCGACUUGGAAAAAGAAAACUGGAGCAGGAUGUUUCAUUAAAAAAAAUAGUGGUGUGUUACUUUGUUUUCCUGACCUAAUGAAAUUUCUGAAUGAAUUUGCUUACUUCUAAGAAG